AGAAAUAUCUCUGAAUUAAUUAAAAUAAAUUAACAAAAAAUAAAAUAGUCAACAUGUUAAAAGUGAAGCUUUAUCAAGUGCUAGUGCUAUUCACACUACUUUGUUACGUAGUUAGUACAGCGGAAAUAGUGAGUCCCAAUAGCGACCAAUACCAACUAAUGCAGCGUACGUCAAUACUUUUCGGCUUAACAGUGAUCAGUCGUCCGGAUAUGGUGAGCCAAAACUGUUAUACACAACUGCAGGAAGUACAAAAGGCUAUGCUAAUGCAACAGCCUUGGGCAAUGAAGAUGUACGAUGCAUCUGGCGUUCGAGAGCCUGGAUUCACAAUGGGCAACGGCAUCUGGGUGGGCAGUCGUGACACCUGUAAUGCAGUUAAAACACCCGUCAAUCUCAAACUAUCCACACACGUACCACACAAAAUGAAUCCGAAAAUAUUGACAGAUACGGCACCAUUUCCUACGGACUACCGUGUCGUCAAUUUGUGGCACAAUUCCACAUGGCAAAUGGAUCCAGUAUAUAUCUUUUAUGAACCGCGCAUAAGUAUCGGUCUUUGCUUGCCAAGCGCUUGUACAGUAGCCGAGAUCGCUGAACUGAUGGCCGCCUAUGUGGAGGAUGAUCUAUUUGUGUCGAAUGAUGUUUAUGAUAUGCGCAUGCGUGUUGAAGGCGUAAAGGAUUUGAAAUUACGUGCUGGCUUCUAUUCAAGACCUUCGUUGCUGAUUUUUAUCGGCUGCUGGUUACUGACUCUGCUGCUGACAUUUAUGGCGUCGUGGCAACGUACGAAACGCAAUAGCGAAGCGAUUGAGGUGGUUGCAAAUGGCACGAAGUCUACGAACGAUCAUUUAAUUGCAAAAAUUCAAACGAAAACAAAAUCGACAUGUAAUGGAUUUAUUGAAUGCUUUGAUGUUCAAAACAACUGGGAAUUGCUUUACCCAACGGGCACAAGUGGUGGCACAGACGCUUUUCCGGCGGUGAAUGGUUUACGGUUUUAUGGUGCGAUGGGCGUAAUAUUAUACCAUAUACUGUGCGGCAGUUAUCUGGGAUCAAGUAAUAAAUCCGUGCAUUACAAAUUAACAAGUAGUUUUGGAAAUUUGGACGUUUUUGUGGAUCUGUUUUUUACAAUAAGUGGCUUCCUGCAAAUAUACCACUUUUUCCGAGACAUCAAAACUAUUGAGAUCAUACGAAGCAAUGGUGUAAUGAAGAAUACGAAAGCGGUAUUUAUGUACAUAAUGCAUCGUGUGAUAAGACUGGGUCCUUUGUACUUCCUUGUUAUCUGCAUGGCUGAUGCCGGAGCGCUUUUUAUGGACGAUACAUCGGUUUUCCACUUUAGCCACAAAUUAUACGCCAACUGCGAGUUGUAUUGGUGGCGCAGUGUGCUCUUCAUACAAAAUCUCUUCAAUCACGAAGAUAUGUGCGUGUUUUGGUCGUGGUCAUCAGCAUGUGAUAUGCAAUUUUAUAUCUUCAGUAUAAUUCUACUGUUCAUCUAUACAAAACACCCAAAAACCGGCAAAGCUCUCACUCUCGCCACUGUAUUAGCAAAUUUGGUCUACACCAUCCAUACCGCCAUCACUUUGAAUUAUAAGUUUUCCUUUGAGACCACAUCGGUGCUAUUCACCGAACUCUAUAUGAAUCCGCUGUCACGUGUGUUGGCCUACGUAAUUGGCGGCGUGGCUGGCUGGUUUUUCGUACAAAACCAACAAAAGCAGCUGUAUGCGAACUUCUUUCAAAAUCAGUCUCUACAAGAGUUUCUCGGCUAUUUGGCGAUGAUUGGCUUCUUUACUGUCAAUUUCGCCAAAGUCUCCGAAGGUUAUUCAGUGGUUUCCUAUGUGGCAUUGUUGGUCGUUCAACGUGUGAUAUUUUCGUCGAGUGUUUGUCUUUUGAUAUUCGCAAAUGCGGCGGGUAGUGUGAAGUGGUUCUUUGGCUUGUUGGAGAAUCCAUUCUUCAAGAAAUUCAAUCAAAUUACUUAUGCGAUGUUCCUCUUAAAUCCUCUACCUAUGGCUCUACUGGUUAGCUUCAAUAAUAUUGGUCGCUAUGCCAGUCCAUAUAGUUUAGUAAUUGAAUACAUUGGCAUUUGCGUGGUACUGUACGCGCUGUGCACAACUUUCGCUUUAUUUUUCGAAGUGCCCUAUAAGAAUAUAUCUAAAAUGUUGGUCCAGCGCACCAAACCCAAGACGAACUAAGCAAAGUUUACUAGCGCGAACUGUGAUGGAACUAAAUUUAUGAUUGUAAAUGAAUUUAUUGUAACAAUAGAAGCAUUUUAUACAAAUAAAAUCUAUACAAAAAACUAUA
This is a messenger RNA of Bactrocera tryoni, 2286 nucleotides long. RefSeq names its product O-acyltransferase like protein-like. The record is from RefSeq and is a predicted model, not a curated record. Gene Ontology annotation, molecular function: acyltransferase activity, transferring groups other than amino-acyl groups. The transcript has 6 exons. Lineage: Eukaryota; Metazoa; Arthropoda; Insecta; Diptera; Tephritidae. The coding region runs from base 54 to 2177 and encodes 707 amino acids.